Molecule: messenger RNA, 477 nt
Organism: Nematolebias whitei (Rio pearlfish)
Lineage: Eukaryota; Metazoa; Chordata; Actinopteri; Cyprinodontiformes; Rivulidae
Exons: 4
Coding region: 1-477 (158 amino acids)
Source: RefSeq, a predicted model, not a curated record
AUGGCUGCGUCUCUUCCUGAGUACUACCACAGUCCAAUGACGAAGAGGGAGUGUGAGGAGCUGCUGGGGAACAAGAACAAGGAUGGGGCGUACCUGAUCCGGGAGAGCGAGAGCAUCCAGGGAGCCCUGUGUCUCUGCGUCUACAAACAGAGGGUGGUUUAUACCUACAGGAUUCUUCAGUCGCACGAAGGAAACUACACUCUCCUGACAGCUGCAGGUUUACAGGAGACAUAUUUUAAGACUUUGGAGGAUUUAAUUUUGAAUUACAAGAGGAAGAACCAGGGUUUGGUUUGUCAUUUGCGUCACGCUGUCAAAAAGAAGAUGCCCUGGUUGAUUCAACCCCCUCCCAUACCAGAAAGAUCCACCAAGCCAAGAAUAUCACCCAGAGUGUCACCAGGAACGAUCCUUCUGAUUACGUGGAGGUCCUUGCUGAUGAUCUAUGACUUUAAAGCUCCUGGAGGAACCAGGGGAGGAUAA